AUGCCUCUGUCGAAGAUCCAAGGUGCUAGGCUCACUGCCUCGGCUGAUUUCCAUGUCCACCUGCGCGAUGGCCCAAUGAUGGAGCUAGUGACUCCUACAAUUCGCCAGGGAGGUGUGAAUACAGUAUUCGUAAUGCCCAACUUGGUACCGCCCAUCACCACAGUCGACCAUGCCUUGGACUACCAGAAGCGCCUGCAAGCCAUUGAGCCAAAUGUCCACUACCUCAUGUCCCUUUACCUGCACGAGAGCAUUACACCCGACACCAUCAUUGACGCCAAGAAGCGCGGCCUCGCUGGUGUCAAGAGCUACCCCGCGGGCGUGACCACCAACUCCAGCUCAGGUGUUGUGGAUUACUCCCAGUUCUACCCUGUCUUCGCGGAGAUGGAACGACAGGACAUGGUUCUGAAUUUGCACGGCGAAGCCCCGUCUCAGGGCGAUGUCACUGUCUUGUCGGCGGAGGAGCGGUUCUUGCCCAAGUUGUUUGAGCUUCACUCCAAAUUUCCCAAGCUUCGAAUCAUUCUUGAGCACUGCACUACUGCUGCAGCCGUCGAGGCUGUCAAGAAAUGCGGCCCUACCGUAGCGGGUACGAUCACUGCUCACCAUCUCUCCAUCAUCAUUGACUCGUGGGCUGGAGACCCAUUCUGUUUCUGUAAGCCCGUGGCGAAGACCCCAGCCGAUCGGGACGCUCUUCUCCGCGCAGCGGCAUCGGGCAAUCCCAAGUUCUUUUUCGGUUCCGAUAGUGCCCCUCACCCAGCAGCCUCCAAGCGUGGUGGUGAGAAGAUUGCAGCCGGCGUGUUUACACAACCAUACACCACCCAAGUCGUCCUUGAUUCCUUCGAGCAGGCCUGUGAAAAUGGAGUUCUCAAUGAAGAGGAUAUCACCCCAGAGAUUGUUGAAGGUUUCAUGAGCAAAUUCGGUCGCGCAUUUUAUGGUCUUCCUCAGGAGGAGAAAGAAUUCAUCACAGUCGAGAAGAAGGGUGAGAAGAUUCAAGACAUCCUCAAAUCAGACCAGACCGACGUGGUUCCUUUCCGGAAGACACAGGAAACUUGGACCGUAUCUUGGUCCUCAUAG
Messenger RNA from Penicillium chermesinum, 1071 nucleotides. Its product is annotated as dihydroorotase. The transcript has 3 exons. The record is from RefSeq and is a predicted model, not a curated record. Lineage: Eukaryota; Fungi; Ascomycota; Eurotiomycetes; Eurotiales; Aspergillaceae. Gene Ontology annotation, biological process: 'de novo' pyrimidine nucleobase biosynthetic process; pyrimidine nucleotide biosynthetic process. Gene Ontology annotation, molecular function: dihydroorotase activity. Gene Ontology annotation, cellular component: cytoplasm. The coding region runs from base 1 to 1071 and encodes 356 amino acids.